GUGGCAUUACGAUUGAUCAACAAACAACCGAUAUCAACAAUUUCUUGAACAUGGAAGAAGAAAGCGACUGUGUUUCGGUUAAGUUUACUAAAGAUGUUAACCAGGAUGAAGCUAUUAUGGCUCAGGAAAGAGAAAUUGAACGAGAAAUUGCUGAAACAAACCCUCUUAUUGGACCGAAAUGUGACUUAGCAUUAUUACAAAAAGAAUAUGCAGAAGAUGAUCUCGUCUAUCAGCAAAAAGUCAAUGACCUAAGGAACAAAUAUAGUUACGUUCGAAAAAUGCGACCUGAUGGCAACUGUUUUUUCAGAGCUUUCACCUUUGCCUACCUAGAAAGUUUACUUACUGAUAAGCAAGAGUAUAAAAGGUUUAAAGAAAUAGCCUCUAGAACCAAAGAUGAUUUAGUUGCACUAGGUUUCUCUCAGUUUACAAUAGAAGACUUCCAUGACACAUUCAUGGAUGUUCUGGGGAAAAUAGAGCAAGGGAUGGCAGUAGAAGAUUUGCUUGCGAUCUUCAAUGAUCAAGGGAGCUCUGAUUAUAUAGUUGUUUACAUGAGGUUGAUUACUUCAGGGUAUCUACAGAAAGAGGAAGCUUUCUUUAGCAAUUUCAUUGAAGGAGGUCGCUCAGUCAAAGAGUUUUGUCAUCAGGAAGUGGAACCCAUGUACAAAGAGAGUGACCAUAUUCAUGUGAUAGCAUUGACAUUAGCUUUGGGUGUUGGAGUACGUGUCCAAUAUAUGGACCGUGGGGAGGGAGGACAAGUCAAUAAUCAUGAUUUCCCAGAAGACAAGACACCUAGAAUUCAUCUAUUGUAUCGUCCAGGACAUUAUGAUAUUUUAUACUAAUUUCAGUAGGAUGAGCAUGAUGAACUGAACAUAAGAUAUGUGAUGCAUUCCUUCUGUUAAUGUGUUCAUAUUUAUGUACAAUUAAAAAUGAAUCCACUUAGCAUUUCUAAAUGGUUGCCUUAAAUGUAUCUGGAAGCUAAAUUUUUCUUUUUCUAAAAUUAUAGUUGACUUUUAUGUUCCAUCCGUUGUCUCUUUUCUACUUAUCGAGAUAAAAAAAUUAUUAUUUUCAAAAUUUAUUUUGUAAAUUUGCCAAAAAUCAUUGCUAGCUGUGAAAAUCAUUUUCAAAAGUUUGUUUAUGAUGCAUAAAUGAAAUCAAUUGUUUAUGAAUUUAGUUAAUAAUUAAGUGAAGAAUAAAAAGGGCCAGAGAAACUGUUAUCUUUAUUAUAGAGAAAGAAAUAAAGACAAUUCUUCCAUGAGAAAUAAAAGAUACUGUAUCCAAAGAUAGAAUUUCAUGAUAUAUUGAAGGAAAUAACGUUACUCAUUUGUUAAAAAAUAUUCAAUUAAAAAUAAACUAGAAAGAGAAUUUUCAGCUUUUUCAAUGCAUCAUUUAUCAUUAAAAAAAUGUAUUAAUGAUAAACAAACAUUAUCUAGUUUGUUAUAUUUAAAACAGCCACUGAAUAGAAUUUUAAAUUAUUCUUUCUAUAUGGUGGUAAAUAUGAAUUUGCAUUAGCCAGUUAAAGAUUUCAGUAAGAUUACACAUGUACAAAGGCUGUGCAGCAGCAAGUACGUGUUCUGUCACAACAAGCAUUUGUUCUAAAAGAGUGGACAAUAGCAUGUCCAAUCUUCUUUCUGCACAUGUGUGAUCUUACUGGAAUCUUAUAACUGGUUUAAUGUUAACGCCACUUAACUUAUUAAAAAUUCUCUUAAUUAGCAUCUUACAUCAUUUGAAACUUGCCAAAUUGUCUUAAAUUUAUACUUCUGAAAGUAUAGACAAGUACAAAUUUAGAAUUUUAGUUUGCUUUUACAUAAGGAUAAGAUGUUUUUUUUUAUUAGAAAGCAAACAAAGAAAAAGAAUUCCACAUAAAGAUAUUGCUUUUCUUUAGAAUAUUUGUAUUUUCUUUAUUUAUCUUCUCCUUUAAUAUUUGUGUGAAAUUAAGUUUUAAAAGCGUGUAAAGUCUUAAAACAUUUGUUCUCAAUUUUAAGUUUACCCUUUUUUCUCAAUCAUGAAAAAAAAUCUAAAUUUUUUAUAUGCAAUAUUCAUUUUUAGUCCAAGAGAAAGAAAAUGUUGAACCAUAAGAAUAUUUAUUUCCAUAUUUUUAGCUUUGGACAGAUUUUCAGUGCACUUUUAUGAAAAUUUAAUAUCCGCACAAAUAGUCUCAUGCUUAAAAAAAAAGUAAUUUUCUUCACAAUAAAUAAAUAAUUUAAUUACUUUUUAUAAAAGUAAUAUUUUAUCAAUAAUAAAUCCAUCUUGCAAAUUAUAUCUAAUAACAUUUGAUAUAUGAAACCUAUUUAUGCAACAUGUGUUUCCAGGAUUGUUGUCAACACGGAAUGGACAUUAUUGCUAAUAUUUUCUUUUAGUAAUUUUUCUUUUGUAUUUGUUUAAAAUUCCCUUGCAUUUGAUAAAAUGAUCUAUAAUUUUAAAGUAAUACUAAGCACAAGAAGUUAAUUUGUUUGAUAAAUUAUAUUUACACAUCUUUCUUUUCCCAAAUUUUAAAAAAGAAAAGGGCUAAACUUUUUGAUAUAUAUGAAACUGAUUGCAUAAAAAUUUACAAAAUUCAUUCAAGAUUUUUUUUUAAAUUUAUACAUCGAAAACAAUUUUUUUUUUAUGUAAUAAAAAAAUUGAUAAGAUCCAAUUCUUACUUUGUUUUGUAAGUUAUGGGUUAAGUAUCAGCCAAAUUGCAGAUGAUUAUUUUACUAUAGUUUACUAAAAGUUAAUACAAUAUUAUAUCACUGAAUGUUUUUGUUUUUAUUUUGUUGCAGUGAUUUCAUUUUUUUUUUAUAAAUAAAUUUUUUUUUCUGUUAAUAAAAUUUUGUUUAGUUUUGUAUGUUGAUGGAUAGAUGAGAAGCUACAGGUUGGCUAAAAGUUGAUUUAGAUAGGCAUGCAUCUUCUAGUGUUGGUUAAUAAAUUUGCAAGAAGGGGUGAAAAAAGGAAGUGUUCUUGUAAUUGAAGUUUACCUGCAAUUGAAUAAGCGCAAAUUUUUUUUCUGAGCAUUAAAUUUUAUCUUACAUUGAUUUUAGUUAAAAGAGUAGAACAAUUUUUUGCAUACAGUUGAGGAACAUAUUAUGCAAUAAUUAAAGAAAAUAAAGUGGCAUUGUUCUAAGAAUAUUAGAUGCAUAUGAAAAAAGUAAGGGAAAUUUCUUUAAAAACCUGGGAAAAUCAUUUGUAGGGAAAAAAGAAGUCAACUAGCUAAUAAUAUCAAAUUUAUUUCUCAUUUUAUGUUAUGAUUAAGAUAAUGCGUGAUCUUGUUUUGAUGAUGAAUAAGAUAAUUAUGACCCUGUUUACAAUUGUAAAUAAAUAGUUGUAAUUGUAUACAGGGUCUUGAGUUGCCUUAACUUGCUUCACUAAGCAGUCAACAUUUUCAUAUAAAUAUUUUGUUAGUGAAAGUUAAUUUUCAGAUUGUGGCCUUUUCGAGUUUCAUAUAAACAUAUGUUAAUCACUAUAGUUUGGUUUGUGGAAAUUUUUUUAUUCAAAUGUGGUGCGUUUCCUUUCAGUCCUUUUAUUUUUAUGACUAUAACUUAAAUGAUAUGAAGAAAUUGUCGUUUCUAAAAAUCUGUCACUUUAUGCUUUUGUUUGAGUUUGUUUUGGACUAACAAUGUUGUUUGUAAAAUUAUUGAGUUUUGAAUACUGGCUGUAUUUUUGAAUUUUAGAUUCAAAGUAACUGUUCUAACAUGAGUGUUUUUUAAGUACAUUGUAAGAUAUUAUAUAAAUUGUGGUGCAUGUUCUCUAACAUUGUAAUAAAUUAAGCUCAUCAUUAUUGAUGUUCUGUCAACAUUUUUAUUCUCUUUGUCUCUAUAAAAGUCAAUACAAAAUCAAGAUAUAAACUGUUCUCUGAAUGCAAGUAAUUUUAGCAAGUCCUAAAUUUAUGUAUAAAAGGCAUCCUUUCAAAUUUGGGCCAUAAAAGUGUAUUUGAAAUGAGUGUUUUUGUUUGUUACCUCAAAGUUUUAUAUAUAAAAUGCGUGCAGUUUUGCUGACACUGACAA
Molecule: messenger RNA, 3980 nt
Organism: Argiope bruennichi
Lineage: Eukaryota; Metazoa; Arthropoda; Arachnida; Araneae; Araneidae
Product: ubiquitin thioesterase OTUB1-like
Exons: 8
Coding region: 51-839 (262 amino acids)
Biological process (GO): protein K48-linked deubiquitination
Cellular component (GO): nucleus
Molecular function (GO): ubiquitin binding; cysteine-type deubiquitinase activity
Source: RefSeq, a predicted model, not a curated record